Messenger RNA from Encephalitozoon cuniculi GB-M1, 804 nucleotides. Its product is annotated as septin. Bases 1 to 804 code for a protein of 267 amino acids. Lineage: Eukaryota; Fungi; Microsporidia; Unikaryonidae. The transcript has a single exon. The record is from RefSeq and is marked provisional. Gene Ontology annotation, cellular component: cell division site; septin ring; septin complex. Gene Ontology annotation, molecular function: GTP binding; molecular adaptor activity; GTPase activity. Gene Ontology annotation, biological process: cytoskeleton-dependent cytokinesis.
AUGAUUGUUCGGAGACAGAACAGAAGAUUUACGAUCAUGGCAGCUGGGCCAAGGGGGUCUGGAAAGUCAUCGUUCUUCAACUCUCUGAUAGGGAAGGAGAUUGUCACCUCGAGGGGCCACGAGGGGAUCGACCUCUACAUGCUCAACCUGGACUGCGAGGGCAUCAUGCAGAGGAUUACCUUGAUAGACACGCCUGGAUUUGGAGAGGGGUUUGAUGACAGCGAGAUACAGGAGACGAUUUGCAACUUUAUCAAGGCCCAGCUGGACAUGUUCAUAGCAGAGGAGUCGAAGAUCAGAAGAAACCCCAAGUACGAAGACACACGAGUCCACUGCCUCCUAUACUUCAUACCCUCGACGUCCUCUAGCCUCAAGAGUAGAGACAUUGCAUUUCUUCGGAAGGUUUCCGGCCUGGUCAACAUUAUCCCUGUGAUCAGCAAGUCGGAUGGGCUAAGCAUUACAGAGAGGAUAGAGGUUAAAAGACAGGUCAUGGAGCAGAUAAAGCACUACAACAUCUCCAUCUUCGACCUAGACGACCCUGAGGUCUACUCUUCUCCUGCGGCAGGAAACGACCUGAACAGUCUGGUUCCAUUUCUGGUUGUCUCUGCAGAUAGAGAAAACUUUGAGUCCAGGGCCAGAAACUACCAGUGGGGAGAUGUGAGCAUAGACAAUCCAGACCACUGUGACCUUCCUGCACUGAGAGAGCUGCUGCUCAGCACCCAUAUCUAUGGACUCAUUGAUUACACUGCAAGUGAGAUCUACGAGAACUACAGAGCUGCUGUGUUAGAGGGGGGAGUGAGAAAAUAG